AUGUCUGACGACCACGAGCCUCGCCCUCUAGCACCGGGCUUUGUGCGCGAUGCCUCCCCUGGGGGUGGUGAUGCACACCCUACCUUGAUGGGCCCCCAUGACGCCACAUCUCAGGAGCACUUGGACAAUCACCACAGGGACAUGACGAGACCUCCUCUCAUACCACAGGAAAUCUACGAUAGGCUUAUGAACGACCCCAUGCGUACCAAGGCCAACAUCACCGCGCUUCCCGCAUCCUUCGCCAAAGCCGACGAGAAGCUGCUCAGCUCGGGCGUGCACUCCGAUGCCAAGGUGAUUGCAAACGGCAAGGUGUACCAGGUGCACAAGAGCAUCCUAUGCACCCGCAGCAAGUGGUUUCGGGCUGCUCUUGAGGGCGGUUUCUGCGAGGGUAACGACAGCAUUGUCAACAUCUCUGACCCAGAGGAUAACAUCGACCGACUGCUCGAGUUCAUCUACACUGGCGCAGUGGACCUCAAGGAGUGUGAGGAGACCGAGGUCAUGGCUGCUGCCAACGAGAUCGCAGCCCUUGGUGACUUCUACCAGGUCGACCAGAUGAACAAGUAUGCCGAGCAGAUCUUGGGCCACUACCUGGAAACCUCAAACGCAAUCAACUGGGACGACGGCGCUUCUGAACUGCCUCGCCAGUACUGGACCCCCGACACACUCAGACUGUGCAAGGACUUCAACACCUGCAAGGCCAACUACAGGCUCAUCAAGCAGGCCGGCUUCGUUGACCGCCUGUGCGAGGCCAUCCGUGGCGCCUACGCCAAGCGGUCAGGCAUCCAGCAUGUCUACGUCGCCUUCGUCUGUGCUGCGCGGCCCGUGACCUUCACGUGCGCCCUGAUCCGGGAGCUGAGGCUGGAGCUGCCCGAGUUUGGGGAGGACCUGCUGACGGCGAUGAUGGACGGCCUGAAGUGCCCUGCCCUCGCUGGCAACCCGGUGUUUUCGAGGUGGAGUAACACCAUCUACGUCGAGCCUGGCAAGCCCACGCUGUCAACGAAAGCGAUCAAUCAGAUCCGUGAGGUCCGAAGGUCCCAUGAGCGCCAUGAGCUCCUCAACCUCCGCGGGCUCCGUGAGCUUCGUGAGCACCGUGAGCUCCGUGAGCAGCGUGAGCUCCGUGAGCACCGUGAGCACCGUGGUCAGCAAUGA
Molecule: messenger RNA, 1149 nt
Organism: Diaporthe batatas
Lineage: Eukaryota; Fungi; Ascomycota; Sordariomycetes; Diaporthales; Diaporthaceae
Exons: 3
Coding region: 1-1149 (382 amino acids)
Biological process (GO): regulation of proteolysis; proteasome-mediated ubiquitin-dependent protein catabolic process
Cellular component (GO): cytoplasm
Molecular function (GO): ubiquitin protein ligase binding
Source: RefSeq, a predicted model, not a curated record